Molecule: messenger RNA, 2383 nt
Organism: Labrus mixtus (cuckoo wrasse)
Lineage: Eukaryota; Metazoa; Chordata; Actinopteri; Labriformes; Labridae
Product: NACHT, LRR and PYD domains-containing protein 1a allele 5
Exons: 17
Coding region: 376-1953 (525 amino acids)
Biological process (GO): regulation of DNA-templated transcription elongation; mRNA export from nucleus; signal transduction
Cellular component (GO): THO complex part of transcription export complex
Molecular function (GO): protein binding
Source: RefSeq, a predicted model, not a curated record
GUCGAUUUUUAUAUCCAGAGCUUUGCGUGCACACGGACAACAUUUACCGAGAGGAAACAAUACAUCCACAUUUACAAAUACAGAAAGCCUGGCUGACUGAUUUCCUUUCAGAUUUUGGAUACUCUUGAGCGCAUCUUUUGGGGGGGAUAAAAUCCAGAUGUUUUCCUAAACAAAGGAUGGUGCACCCAGUGAUGCGAAGUUGUUAAGCCACGAGGAAUCGGAUAAUCAUUGUUGUGCCUAGAGCUGCCCCGGACUUUACGCAGACACUGACAGCAGAUGGUGGGAUCAUAUUUGUGUGGCUUUUACGCGCAGGUGCUGCACGCUGAGGGACAACAGAACGUGUAACGGGGGUUUUGGUUGCAGAGGAGGAGGAGGAUGGUGGCGGAGAUGGCGAACUGUGGAGCGGCUUGUCACCUGGAGGACGGAGACGGAGACAUCCCUGCACCUGGUAACAAAGAUAAUCUGACAGAAAGUGAAGGCAGUGGUUCAGAAAACACAGGGACGUCCACUGAGGACAGCUCCGAGGAGGAAGAGGAGGACAAAGAGGGGGACGAGGACUCUGAAUCCUUUGCUGGAAAGGACGGAGGUGAGGAAGACGAUGAGGAGGCCGAUGCGGAGGAGAGAGAGUCCGUUUCGAGACCUGGAGCCGAGGCUUCUAAUGGGAAAGAUGAGAGGCCAAAAUACUGCUGUGAAAAAUGCAAAGCCAUCCAGCAGAGCCACAGCCAUGAGCUUGUUACGCCCAGGAAGAUCAGUAAGGGACGAUUACAGGUUCAGCUGGAAGGAGAGGGCACGUACGAGUGUUCGGUCACAGGUUUGGUGUUUGAAGCGUCAGAGCAGGUCCUCCUACGGUACUCGGUCUUGUCCUGGUCCAAAUUUGGCGCGUUCCUGCGGGACUCCUGGAAAUUCGCAGGACCCAUCUUCAACGUGGACACGGUCGGUAAAGAUGCUUCUGUCCUCAGGUCCAUCCAGUUCCCUCACUCCGUCUGCCUCGCGGAUCCAAAAAAUGAGAUGACAUUCAGUGUCCUGCACAUAAAAGACAACCGUUCGCUCAUUGAGCCCAUAGUGGACCACUCAGGUAGUCAUGUGAAGUGGAAUGUGUCGUCCCUGUCGCCCGUGGGUCCCAUAAUUCAGACAACCCAGUCCGUGGAGCACCACGGGGUGGUCCUGGUCUACAAGCAGCUGGGCAGUGGCAACAACAACUACAGCUUCCAUGUCUACCUGGCCACCAACAGCGCAUCUGACAUCAAGGAUAUACGCAAGCAGGUGCAGGGCUACAAGAACCGUUACGUCCGGAUAGAGAAGCCCCCCACGUGUAAACUGGACGAGGGGACGUAUCGUCUGCUGAGCGAGCCGGAGGGAGAGAUCAAACCUGAGGAUUUGAAAUUCACCCUCGCUGUGACUAAGAUGAAAGGCUACUUUGAAGCUUUCUUUGAGCAGCCUCCUCCCUUUAAGUUGUCUCUCGUAGAGAUCGACACUAAUGAGACUGUUUGGUCAGCCACCAUCAGAGAAGGUGACUGUGUGGGUCACACAGAAAAAAAGCCAAGGAAAAGGACAAACAGCAGGCUUGGGAGCAGCAGCCCGUCAGAAGGAGAAGAAACAGGCUGUAAAAGACCUCGAUGGCGGGACGAAACAGAUGGGAUUAAAGCAGGGAUCACUCACGGUCAAGACAUGACGGAGAAGCAGCUACUGCAGGUGGCCAAGCGGCUCGGGACAGGGUGGAGGCAGGUGGCCAUCGAUCUGGAGUUUAACUUCAAUGAGCUGGACGACAUCCAGGCGGCAGAGAAAGAUGUGACCAUGCAGAAGCUGAAGAUGCUUGUGGAGUGGAAGAAGAGGAGGCAACCGGGAGAGGCAACGGCAUAUCACCUGUCGAAGAGCGUGGAGAAUCUGGAUGACCUUCCCAAUGAGGUCCAUCAGAUUCUGCAAGACAUGAUAGACAAUCGAGCAGCUAAGUGAAAAAGGACUUCCACUGACUGAUGGAUUUCUGUGUCUCGAAAAGAAAAAUCUCAGGAGUACAACAAAGCAAAGAAAGGUUGACAGAGCAAACAUCAGCUUGAUUCCCAGUUUAUUUCUCUUUUCUGGACUUGAAACUGAGUGAUGGUUUAUUUUAAAGCUGCAUUUCAUCAGAAGAGCCAGAGUCUUAACACCUGAUGAGCAUUUCCAGACUUUAGUUCAAGCGUAGUCUCUUCCUGUGAUGCUUACAGGAACAGACUGAACCUACAGCUUCCUUUGUUUAUCCUGGAUUUCAUUCUUUUCAUUUCAGGUUUAGAAAAAUGGCCAGUACAGGUAGAGGUCAUUGAGAUAUUUAGUAGCUAAUUAUGUAGCCAGUAACAGAUGUACUGUACUGUAGGUGCUGCAGUGUUGAAACUGCAAUAGAAAUGGGGGG